CCCCCGCUAGUUGACUUGCUGCGAAGAUGGAUCCCCUCAGCCUGUUCCUGUCCAUUGGAUUGAAUCAGAGGACGGCGGAGAACGCCCUCGUCAACCGAAAGGUGACCGCCAGCCUCACCGCCGUGAUCAAGGAGGCCGGCGUUGAUUGAUGCAGCAAGACAAUCGGAAACCUUCUUUACAUGGUAUUUCUUCUCUUGUUUAUUCUGGGAAGUGUUUGAGCAGCUAAAUAGGGCUUUCUGUAUGCGAUUGUAUUUUGGAUUGUUUUGUUGCGCGAGAUAGGUUGCGACGAAGUGCCCAGCUAACGCACUAAUUCACCGGCCUACGCUGGUUCGGUAUAUAGUUUCAUCAAAGAUUAAAAACCAGGUCCAGCUAGAUGCAGCUUUAGCAUUUCUAAGCAGUAUUGAACCUGAAACUUUCAAGUUGAAUGAAUUUGAAGAAGCUUGUGGUGAGUGGAUAUUUCGAGUGAAGAGAUUGAGUCAUCAGUUAAUGCUGUCGUUGAAGAAAAUAUGAAUUCGAUAUUGGAACAACGUCAUCGUAUCAAUGUCGGCAAUCUAUGUGGUCAAGUCAGAAAACAUCACCUGUGGGCCGAUGCCAGAAUUGUGAAGGAAUUGAUUGAUCAGAAGCUUCGAGUGAUUCUUGGUGAGAAGACAGCUGAAGAUGAUAAGGAACCUCUAAAAAAAAAGGAACAGCCUGUGAAAGUUGAGGAAAAAGCAAGUGAUGCAAUUGCAUGUGCUCCAAGUGUGGAGGAGGAAGUGAAUCCAUUCUUGAUAUUUCCAGAACCUGCUGAAAACUUUAAGGUUCACACACAGAUAUUUUUCAGUAAUGGAGACAUCUGGAGAGCUUACAAUACAAAGGAGAACCUGGAAAGACAUCUUAAGUUUACUGGUGGGAAGGUUUUCACUCGUUUCCCUCCCGAACCUAAUGGAUAUCUACAUAUUGGCCAUGCUAAGGCACUGUUUAUUGAUUUUGGUUUAGCAAAAGAUAGGGGAGGGUCAUGCUACUUAAGGUUCGAUGAUACAAAUCCUGAAGCUGAAAAGAAAGAGUACAUGGAUCAUAACCAAGAAAUAAUACAAUGGAUGGGUUGGCAGCCUUUCAAAGUUACCCACACGAGUGACUACUUUCAAGAAUUGUAUGAUCUAGCAGUGGAAUUGAUACGCAGAGGCCUAGCAUAUGUUGAUCAUCAGACUCCAGAAGAAGUAAAGGAGUACAGAGAGAAGAAAAUGAACAGCCCAUGGAGGGAUAGACCUAUUGCAGAAUCUUUGAAGUUAUUUAAAGACAUGAAAAGAGGUUUGAUUGAGGAGGGAAAAGCUACACUCAGACUGAAGCAAGAUAUGCAGAGUCAUAAUAAGAAUAUGUAUGAUUUGAUAGCGUAUCGUAUUAAGUUUGUUCACCAUCCUCAAGUCGGCGACAAGUGGUGUAUAUAUCCUAGUUAUGACUAUUCUCACUGCAUAGUGGAUUCACUGGAAAAUGUUACACAUUCACUUUGUUCGCUUGAGUUUGGCAUCCGCCGUCCUUCAUACUACUGGUUACUUGUUGCUUUAGGCCUUUACCAACCAUAUGUAUGGGAGUACUCACGUUUAAAUGUUACAAAUACUGUCAUGUCUAAGCGGAAGUUAAAGCGACUGGUAACAGAAAAGUGGGUUGAUGGAUGGGAUGAUCCCCGUCUAAUGACAUUAGCUGGGCUGCGACGACGAGGAGUCUCUUCAACAGCAAUCAACUCUUUUAUCAGAGGAACUGGAAUUACUAGAAGUGAUAAUAGUAUGAUACGAGUUGAUCGCCUUGAAUACCACAUUAGAGAAGAGCUCAACAAAACUGCACCUAGAACUCUGGUGGUUUUACAUCCUCUAAAGGUGAUGAUCACAAAUCUCCAUCCUGAUUCAGUAAUAGAUCUUGAUGCAAAGAUGUGGCCUGAUGCUCCAUCAAAUGAUUCUUCUUCAUAUUACAAGGUUCCGUUUACAAAUGUCAUUUAUAUAGAGCAAUCAGAUUUUCGUCUCAAGGAUUCAAAAGAUUUCUAUGGCCUCGCACCUGGAAAAACAGUUCUUCUCAGAUAUGCGUUCCCUAUAAAGUGCACAGAAGUAAUACUCGGGGAUAAUGGCACUGUCCUCGAGAUUCAUGCUGAGUAUGACCCUUCAAAAAAAACAAAACCAAAGGGUGUUCUUCAUUGGGUUGCUCAACCUUCCCCUGGUAUUGAACCUCUCAAGAUGGAGGUCAGGUUAUUUGAGAAAUUAUUUCUUUCAGAGGAUCCAGCCAAGUUGGAGGACUGGUUAGCAGAUCUCAAUCCACAUUCAAAGGAGUUGAUUCCUGAAGCAUAUGCAGUCCCUUCUCUCGCCAAUGCUGUUUUGGGUGACAAGUUCCAGUUUGAGAGACUCGGCUACUUUGCUGUUGAUCUGAACUCUUCUUCCCCUGAUAAACUGGUAUUCAACAGAAUCAUCACCCUCCGGGAUUCAUAUUCUAAGUCUGGAAAAAGAGUAAAUCUCAGUGUUUCUUACUAAAUCAGUUUAUAUUUUUGAAAUUGAUUGUGUCGUUUUCAUCUUCCUGUGUAAAUCUGCUGGAAACGUAAUGUUAAAAUAUGUCUGG
Molecule: messenger RNA, 2577 nt
Organism: Zingiber officinale
Lineage: Eukaryota; Viridiplantae; Streptophyta; Magnoliopsida; Zingiberales; Zingiberaceae
Product: glutamine--tRNA ligase-like
Exons: 22
Coding region: 507-2492 (661 amino acids)
Biological process (GO): translation; glutaminyl-tRNA aminoacylation
Cellular component (GO): cytosol; cytoplasm
Molecular function (GO): glutamine-tRNA ligase activity; ATP binding
Source: RefSeq, a predicted model, not a curated record